AUGGAGGGGAAUGGAGAGAAUUUUGCUUUGGAAACGUGUAUUCGUCUAGCAGCCAAUCUCAUUUGUGUUUCAACAUUUCAAGGAUAUGAGCAUCGUUGGUGGAGGAUUUCUUCUGAUGAUCAACAAAGCCUUUCUCCGUCUAUACAUGGUUUGUUUGUUAUUUUAACUACCAGUGAUUGAACUUUUUGAUUUUUUCGUACCAACCCUACUCUUGGUCCGUUUCACAUUUCAAGGGGGUGGGGUGGAGGAGACAAAGAAUCCUGGCUUGGGGGCGAGGGGGAGGGAAAAUUGUUGUCUAUUACCCGUACUUUGCAACAUUUAUUUUUUGCUUGUACUCGUCCUUGUGCUACGAGCACCUAAUCACUAGUUAUUUAAAAAAAAAUUUUUCAAAGACCCGACUUUUCUUUAAGAUCAAAUUGAACGUCUUGCUCUCCUUCCUCUUUUCAAUAAAUCGUUAACUAUUUCUCCAUUACUUUCUGAAUUGGAUAUAUCUGCUCUCUUUAACCACGCAUUUUUUAAAUGUUGAAUUUAUUCGAACCGAGGAAGAAAUUAAAUUGUUAGAGGAAGAAACAGAAAAGUAUUAUUCAAAAGAAGAGACUGGAUGGCCUGUUGGAAUUAUGGAUGCUUCAAAACCAUUAAAUCGAUUUCAAGCUCCAGUUUUUCAGCACCACCAUCACAAUUACAACAACA
This is a messenger RNA of Meloidogyne enterolobii, 690 nucleotides long. Lineage: Eukaryota; Metazoa; Nematoda; Chromadorea; Rhabditida; Meloidogynidae. The record is from the annotation of a GenBank genome assembly.